UUGUCACUCGCUUCUCUCGCUCUUUCUCUGUCUUUCGACUCUUAUAUUUUCCCCUUUGGAUUGGUUCGUCCAUUUGAUCGCCGGAACUUCACCGCCGUUAUACGAGCUGCCCGCAUUCCGGCGAUCUGCCUUUUCUGACGACUCUUUUCGAAUUUUCGAUCAAUUAAUGGUGACAAGAAUCCAACCAUUUCUCGAGAAACAAACAGAAGAAUCUAAUGGAAAUCCCCAUUUUUGAAUUUAGUUUCUUAGGGGCAAUUAUGUCAUGUAUUCCGAUCUAUUGAAACCUCAAAAUCACCGAUGUCGACUUCCUAAUCCCUAGCUCCAUCAGUCAACCUGAUCGUUGUUAUGUUUUUAUUUUUUGGGGGUCAAAAUGUUCAAGAAAAUUAUCAAAGGAAGCAAGAAGUAUUCCAAAUCGAAUUCAACGGUAACGGAUACUGGUUCCCGUCCACCAGGUUCCGGUAAUCUCGUGUCGGGUCCAAUCACAAAUGUUGUCGUCAACCAUGCUUCCAGACCCGGCCAGGGAGCACCAACCACGAAUUCCAGCAGCCCUGUGGUCCAACUCCCACCCCCAAUGACCACCAUCGAACCCUUGCCGUUAUUACGAGACACCCCCGUUUCGGAAAGACAAACCCUAUUCUUGCGAAAGCUACAGAUUUGUUGCUUCCUAUUCGAUUUCAACGAUGUCUUAAAAUCGGCCCGAGAAAAAGAAUUCAAGCGGCAAACGUUGCUGGAACUUGUCGAUUUUAUUCAAUCUGGGUCUAGCAAAAUCACGGAGAUAUGCCAGGAAGAGAUGAUUAAAAUGAUUGGAGUCAACAUUUUUCGGUCCCUCCCUCCAGCGUCUCACGAAAAUACGGGGCAAGUAGCCUCGGAUCCUGAAGAAGAGGAACAUUAUUUGGAUCCCUCGUGGCCACAUUUACAGAUUGUAUACGAGCUUCUUUUGAGAUAUGUUGUGUGCACGGAUACGGAUACUAGGGUUGCAAAGAAAUUCAUUGGUCAUUCGUUCGUUUUGAAGUUGCUUGAUUUGUUUGAAUCGGAGGAUAUCAGGGAAAGAGAGCUUUUGAAAACGAUUCUUCAUAGGAUUUAUGGUAAAUUCAUGGUGCAUCGACCCUUCAUUAGGAAGGCUAUAAAUAAUAUUUUCUAUAGGUUUAUAUAUGAAACAGAGAGGCAUAGUGGGAUCGGGGAGCUUUUGGAGAUUCUAGGGAGUAUUAUUAAUGGUUUCGCUUUGCCUAUGAAAGAGGAACAUAAGUUGUUCCUUGUGAGAGGGUUGAUUCCUUUGCAUAAGCCGAAACCUAUUGUCAUGUAUCAUCAGCAGUUGUCAUAUUGUAUAACACAGUUUGUUGAGAAGGACUAUAAGCUGGCUGAUACGGUUAUCAGAGGGUUGUUGAAGUAUUGGCCUAUGACUAAUUGUCAGAAGGAAGUUCUCUUCCUCGGGGAACUUGAGGAAGUACUUGAAGCAACGCAGUCUGCAGAGUUCAAACGAUGUAUGGUUCCUCUUUUCAGACAGAUUGCACGUUGCCUCAAUAGCUUACAUUUCCAGGUUGCUGAGAGAGCUCUCUUCUUAUGGAAUAAUGAACACAUUGUGAGCUUAAUUUCCCUGAACCGGCAGGUGAUAUUACCAAUCAUAUUUGAGGCAUUGGAGAGGAAUACCCGAAGUCAUUGGAAUCAGGCAGUUCAUGGGUUGACCCUGAAUGUGCGGAAGAUGUUCAUGGAAAUGGAUGUUGAGUUGUUUGACGAGUGUCAGAGAGAGUUUGCAGAGAAAGAAGCCAGAGCACAAGAGGUGGAAGAGAAAAGACAAAUGACAUGGAAAAAACUGGCAGAUUUGACAGCGGAGAGAGGAUGACGUGACAUGGUAACAGUCUAAUAUUACUGUUGGUUUCUUCAGUGUGAGAAGUGAUUCGUUUCGUGACGAUGGCUCUGCUGAAUUUCUCCGUUUUGGUGGUAUUAUUUUCCUUUUGCCCCCAACUUUUCAUCUUUUUAAUUGUUAUUGUCAAUCUGAUCAAUGAAGAUACAUUUCAAAUGCAUGGAAUUUGUUAGUAUCACACUGAAGAUUAAGAAUGAUAUGUGAGGAACGACUUGUAUUUUUUUUGUCACCUUAUUUGUUCUUCCAACAAAAAGAAAAAGUAUCGGAUAUUUUUGUUUGUA
Molecule: messenger RNA, 2142 nt
Organism: Hibiscus syriacus
Lineage: Eukaryota; Viridiplantae; Streptophyta; Magnoliopsida; Malvales; Malvaceae
Product: serine/threonine protein phosphatase 2A 57 kDa regulatory subunit B' beta isoform-like
Exons: 2
Coding region: 371-1840 (489 amino acids)
Biological process (GO): signal transduction
Cellular component (GO): protein phosphatase type 2A complex
Molecular function (GO): protein phosphatase regulator activity
Source: RefSeq, a predicted model, not a curated record